CAAAACUCUAAUAGGGCACAAUAAGCUAAAAUAUCUCCAAAACAAUACCAAAUAAAGCCUUAACUACCGUAGGUACAAGAACUCGACAAAAUCUCACAAUUUCACACUGUGCAGAACUUAAUGAAAUAAAAAGCCCAUCUUCCCAACAUCUCUCUCUCUAAUAGUUCUCUCUCUAAUUUAAACACCUUUUCGAGCCACCUAGCCCGGUUCAGCCCAACUGGCUCGUCGGUGUCUGGAGUGGAUCAAAUAUCAUCCCUUUAGCACCGACGAGCCGAAAUUCUUGCUCUACACCUUUUGAUCACUUUUCCUACAAAGGCUUGGAAACAAUUCUUUGCAAAAUUCAACACAACAAACACCUCGUCAAACUCCUUUCCAAAACACUACCUAUGAACCACAUUCACCUCUUGUUUAUCAAGGCACCGAUUCUCAAUUAGAUGAUGAAAUGGAAGAAAAUGUUCCAGACACUCCUCAAUACUCUCCACCUCCUUCAAGAGUGUCUGUGAAUCAAAACCAACCACUAACAAAAGGAAGUCGAAUGUGGUCUGUUGCGGAGGAUGAAGCUCUAAUUGGUUUGUAUCUUCAAUUCAGUGAGGAUGCAAUUGUUGGUACAAGCCAAAAAGCAGCUGCGCUAUGGCGAAAAAUAUCUGCAGCAUAUGAUCAAGCACAGGCUGAGAGACCCCACAUCCUGCCGCCAAGACCUUUGAGGAGUUUGGAAAGCCGUUGGAGAAGGAUGGCAACUGAUUUAAUACAAUGGAGUAGUUGCUAUGACGAAGCUGGUAGGGCAACUGGAAGUGGUUACAACGAAGCAGACCGAAUUAAUAAUGCAAGUAAGUUAUUCUAUAUUUCCUCCAAGCCUACUCCACAUAAUUUUAAUUGUCACCAUGGUUGGGAAAUGGUUAAAAAUGAUCCGAAGUGGAGGACAAAACUGAGAUGGGCGUUGUCAAGAGAGGAAAGAUUAGCUUGCGGUGAUGCUGUCGAGGAUGACAGUAGUGGAAGUGAAAAGCGGUGUAGAACUGAUGAUGAAGAUGUUGUUCACGUUACCGGUUUCACUUCUGGGGGUCUUGCUCGACCUGAUGGCGUUAAAAAGGAAAAGUCCAGGCGUAAUAAGGGAAAAGGAGUGGUUGUUGACGUCUCAAACAUUACCGAGCAAAUGCAGCAGAAUAAUGCUACGAGGGAAAUCGAGGCACAAAUGCGGUUGAAGAAGAUGGAUUUCGACAUGGAAAGGGAAAGAAGGAAGCAAAAACAAGUAGAGCUUCACCAAAAACAAGUCGAAAUUCAAGAGAGAAGGCUUAACUACGAAAUGCUGCAAGAUCUAAUGGCAAAGGGACCGGACCUAACUCCUGAUGAAGAGGCUUACAAGGAAGAAUUACGUGCACUACUCUAUGGUAGAAGGAACAUGUAAUUUAGAUCAGCUUAAUGUGUUUGCUACUGUUUUUAUUUAAUUAAUGUUUAAUGUAGUCCUUUUUAUUUUAAUUAAUGUUAAGAUGUACUCCUUUUUAUUUACAUUAAUGUGAAGUGAAUUAUGUUUUUUAUAACAUUAAUUAUGCAGUAAAUUAUUUACUUUAUGAAAUUUGUUUUUAAUAAAAAUCACAUGUAAU
Messenger RNA from Chenopodium quinoa (quinoa), 1598 nucleotides. RefSeq names its product glutathione S-transferase T3-like. The transcript has 2 exons. Bases 443 to 1402 code for a protein of 319 amino acids. The record is from RefSeq and is a predicted model, not a curated record. NCBI's taxonomy places the organism in Eukaryota, Viridiplantae, Streptophyta, Magnoliopsida, Caryophyllales, Amaranthaceae.